GCGCGAUUGAGGGGGAGGUGCGCCUCUCUGUGUGCUGAAGUGGUUUCUGUUUGCGUGCAACGUUCGAAGCCGGUAAACUACUUGCCGAGAUUGUCGCUUGCUCGGGCGAUUCGGCGUUCAUCAACCUGUUCAACGGCGAGCGGAUUUUCUGGACGAAGAGAGCGCAGCCUUUUAGACGAAGCCGAUCUCUCCCAGCGCAGUGGCAGGGCGCUGCUGAAGUGUCGAUGUGUGCGGCGCUUCAUCGGUUUUUCGCACGGCUAUGACAAUAACUUGGGAGAGCAGAGUCAUCAACUAUGAGACGGAGCGCAAGGAACGUCGAGGAACUCUGGAAGAGGUUACGGACCACCCACUGAGGACCAAUGUCGUCACAGAGCAGCGACGCCAGUCUUCGACAGAGCGAUUGCGUCUGCCCACCACGUCAUGGAGCGGCCCCGACCCUCUGUCCAUCAGCGAGGGAGCUGAUCCGCUUUCUGCCAUGGCCAGCGAACAGCCGGAUCUGGACGUGCCAAGUUCCUCUGUUGCCGAGGAGGGUCGUAGCCGGCAGGUGGUCUCGCCGCGCUUCGAGCCCUGGGAGAACAAGAAGGCUGGCAUUCUGGCCAAGUACUCGACUGCCGAGAAGCUUUCCAUUGCCACAAGCUUCCUCUCCGGUGGCGAGAAAGUGGUGGUGAAGACACAGAGUUCCGUGACGGACAAGGUCAAGAACCGGCUCGAACAGCUGGACGACUUCGAAGAAGGCUCGGUGCGGGAGAUGUUGAACCUGUCGCAGCAGGAGUACACCACUCGCAUCGAGGAGCUGCACCAGGCCCUACGCCAGGCGUGGGACCAAGACCAGCGUGUGCGUGCACUGAAGAUUGCCAUUCAGUGCUCCAAACUUCUGGUGGACACGUCGGUGGUGCAGUUCUACCCGAGCAAGUUUGUCCUCAUCACUGACAUACUGGACAACUUUGGCCAGCUGGUGUAUCAGCGAAUCCACUCCAAGGCUGAGUACCUCAAGCCUGGGAGCAAGGUGCCCGUCCCCCUUCCCGCGGACUUCACGCCAGACCAGGUGCCCGAGUCUGCCAAGGAGACGUGCCGCAACUGGUUCUUCAAGAUAGCCUCGGUGCGGGAGCUCAUACCUCGCUUCUACGUCGAGACGGCCAUCCUCCGCUGCUGCAGCUUCCUCACCCGAAGGGAAUAUUCAGGGGUGCUGCUUCGGUUGACGGGCACCAUCUGUGGCAUCGGCGAUCCCCUUGUUGCCGCUUACGCACGGUGCUAUCUCUGCAGGGUUGGCAUGUCGGUCGCCCCGGAGGUCCAGGAACAUGUGCUCGAGAAUUUUUGGCAAUUCCUCCUCACAUAUCCUCAGCUUGAGCGUCCGGUGGUGCAGCAGCUGCUGCGGCAGCAGAAGCUGGACUUGUCCACCUACCUGACCCUGUACUGCCCGGCCCUGGACUGGAUUCUGCAGUGCGUUGCCCACGGUGCAUCCGAGAACCUACUGGACCAAGUGCUGGCAAGAUGCAAGGCACAGUGCAACAGUGCCCUGCUGCUCAACUCCAUCAUGACCGCCUUCCGGCCCGAGUUUGUGGCCAAUCGGGCCCUCGAGUUUGUCAGCCUCAUGAGGGACUGCGACGACGCCUCGUUCCCCAAGCAUGUGCUUCUGCGCACGCUGGGGCUGUGCCUAGUGUUGGCCAACCCACCCGAGGACCAGCGACGACAAGUGCUCAGCCAGGCAUGGAAGGCCAUCGCCAAGCUGCGCAGCCCUGCCGACUAUCUGAGCUGCGUGGAGGUCUGGAUCGAGUUCCCCUGCAAACACUUCACGGUGCGCGAGGUGGACGCUCUGCUGGGCGCCUUGGUACGCCAGCUCGUGCCCGACCGAGCGUACGAGCAGCACCCCCAGCAGCUGGCUCGCGUGGUCGAGCGUCUGCUGCAGCACGUCACCGACUUCGGCCGGCUCUGCGCCAUGGAGCACUUCCUGCCCCUGCUGGACCUGCUGCCCCGCGAGGGGGACGCCCGGGUCCGCGGCUGCAAGGCCGUCAUGGCCGCCUUCCUGGCCCAACAGAAGGAGCCCACCCGCGACCCCCUCGUGCUGCACGCGCUGAUGCACGUAGGGCAGGCCCUGCACGCCUCGCUCAACGCGCUCGCCCUGGAGGACGAGCGGCGCCACAUCGGCCAGCUUCUCUGCGGAUUCCUGCAGAGGGUCGGCUUCGGCCGAGACUUCGAGCAGCAGCUGGCCUUCUACGUGGACGCCCGGGCCGCGUUCAGUGCGCUUGACCCCGUGCUUGUGCAGUUGGUGCAGGACGUAAACCUGCUGGCCAUGCGCACCCGCCAAGUUGUCAAGGGCCAUCACACCCGCAAGACGGCUGCCUUUGUUCGGGCGUGUGCAGCCUACUGCUUCAUCACCAUCCCGUCCCUGAGCAGCGUACAGUCACGGCUCGAGCUCUACCUGCUGUCGGGACAGACAGCGUAUCUCAACCAGUGCCUCUCGCAAGGCGAUGCGUUCCUGCAAGCGGCCAUCGAGCUCCUUCCGGAGCUGCCGCCCUUUGUGGAGCCCGAGGGUGGCACGGUGGUGCAGCGGACCAGCACCGAGCCGUUCCUCGUGUCGUACGCAAGCAGCCUGCUGUCGACGCUGCUGGUGGUGCCGGACCAUCCGGAGCACGAGCCACUGCGGCUGCUGCGUGGACUGCUGCAGGUGCUGCACGAGCGGCCGGCCUCCACGUGGACCAGCUCGGGGGGCGACGGACGGGCACGCAUCUUCCUCAAUGCACUCAACCUACUCGUGGCGCUGGGGCAGGAGCACUACCUCUAUCACUUGGACAAAGUGGACUCCAACGACGCACUGUACGGUGGCGACCCAAAGUUCCGGGCUCAGUUGGAGCAGCUGUGCACCAGUGUGCUGGAUCAGCUGCUCUCACACCUGCGUGCACUUGGUGAAUCUGGGCACGUGGAGCGGCAAGCGCGUCUGGCCCUGGAACUUCUGCAGAGGCUGGUGAUCGGAGCAAACUUGGAGAGACGGCCCCUGUUCUCCCUGGCGGUCAGCCUGUGGGGCCUGGCCCACCGAAAUGCUGCCCUUGAUCACCGCGCUUCAGUGCGCUGUCUGGAGUUUGUCAAGAAGCGAGCCAGCAGGGCUGGAAACAAGGGCCCUUACGCUGAGCUAGCCAUCAAGUUGCAGAUCCCUUCGCCAGUCUGAGCCCCCGCCCCAUCUCCGCAUUCUGCUUUCAGAGCCAAUUGUGCAGUCUCUGCAGACCCGGCGAGGUCGAAGCUACUCACGGCAAAUGAGUCAUCCUCCCGCAGCUUGAGCAAGGAGAGUUUCGCAUGAACCAUAGUAGAAACCCCCCUGCUUAUAUAAAAAAGCGUCUAAAGACAGAAACGCGAAGAUAAUGUGUUGUCCUGAAAGACGUACAAUCGAAACGGAGAGAUCGUGACGUUGUUCACUUCGAUCGUACGAUCCCAGAAAUAAAUUGGGAACGAGGUUUCUGUUGUACGAAGUCUAUGAACUGCUGUGGCCACAUUGGUGGCGUUUUGGCAGGAGAUUGGAAAAUAAACGUGUACAA
Molecule: messenger RNA, 3527 nt
Organism: Rhipicephalus sanguineus (brown dog tick)
Lineage: Eukaryota; Metazoa; Arthropoda; Arachnida; Ixodida; Ixodidae
Product: VPS35 endosomal protein-sorting factor-like
Exons: 21
Coding region: 260-3163 (967 amino acids)
Biological process (GO): endocytic recycling
Cellular component (GO): endosome
Source: RefSeq, a predicted model, not a curated record